Ictalurus punctatus (channel catfish) is the source of this 1699-nucleotide messenger RNA. It is a transcript of the gene spring1, whose product is annotated as SREBF pathway regulator in golgi 1. Lineage: Eukaryota; Metazoa; Chordata; Actinopteri; Siluriformes; Ictaluridae. The transcript has 5 exons. Gene Ontology annotation, biological process: positive regulation of SREBP signaling pathway. The record is from RefSeq and is a predicted model, not a curated record. The coding region runs from base 578 to 1177 and encodes 199 amino acids.
AUUCUGGAAAAAUAAAUAAAUAUAUUUUUUGAUGAUGGCUGUCAGUUUCAAUGCCGACUAGAUUUACAUUUCCAGUUCAAAUACCGGAAGCCACAUAACGACGCUUUCUUUAUUAUUCCUAAAUUGUACUUUAUUAGUAUUAGAUUGUUCUAACGGAUUGCUUAUUAUUAGCGGAUUAGCAGCCGCCUGAUUUAACCCGACUUGUUUUGAGGUUUUUAUUUUUAUUUUAUUUUGUCACUGUAGUAUUAAAAACAAGCUCGAAUUCGGUUGUAAUCUUGGAACUGCUUAGUAGAUGUUUAAAAAACGCAGUAUAACUACCUAAACUCGUGAUCUAAAAAUGGGUUGAUAACUGCGCAUGCGCAGUGCAUGGUUGCAUGGCCUGUCACGUUGUUUUUUUCUUCUUCUUUGUCUUUUUUCAUCCAAAGUGUCUCUUAAAACACGAUUUCGGCCAGGAACGUGUUCAUGUAGCUGAGCAGAAAUCUGAUUAAGCUACAUUACAGAGGCUUUCUUAGUCGUGUCUGAUCUGGUCUGGUCUGAUCUGAUCUGAUCUGGUGCACAUCUAGACCCAGCCGGCUCCAUGGUGCUGCGCAGACUGCUGCGGAGGCGCUGGGUUCUGGGGGUCGUGUUCGGCUUCUCCCUCAUUUACUUCCUCACCAGCACACUCAAACAGGAGGAGCGAAGCACGCGGGAUCGGACUCUGCUGGAGGCCAGGGAAUCCGAUCACCCCAUUGCGUGGAAAGUCAAGUUCACCCUGGGCAACAGCAGCAGGCAGAUCACGCAGUGCAGGAACUCCAUCCAGGGGAAGAGCCUCCUCACUGACGAACUUGGUUACGUGUGUGAGAGGAAGGACCUGCUGGUGAACGGAUGCUGUAACGUGAACGCGCCGCGCUCCGGGCAGUACAUGUGUAAGAGCUGUCUGCCCAACGGCUGCUGCAGCGUCUACGAGUACUGCGUGUCCUGCUGCCUCCAGCCCGACAAGCAACCUCUACUGGAGCACUUUUUGAACCGGGCCGCUGAAGGAUUUCGGAAUCUCUUCACCGCAGUAGAGGAUCACUUUGAGCUGUGUUUGGCGAAAUGCCGCACCUCCUCACAGAGCGUCCAGCACGAGAACACGUACAGAAACCCCCAGGCGAAGUACUGCUACGGUGAAAGCCCCCCUGAGCUCCUGCCCAUCUGAUAGAGAAGAGUAUUUCUACGCAAAAUAUACUACCUCUCACCUCCUCCGCUCGAGUGUAUUUAACGGUCUUGAACUGGCCGCGUCAGCAUGAAGACGUAUGACAAAGCUGCACCGGAAAUAAACGACGGACGGAACGUAGUCGUGUCUUUAGGAGCUGCGUAAAACCUCAUCUGCUACCGUCAUCUACAUGAAAUUUCAGGUUCGUGCCACAGAAAUAGGAUGUCCUAUGUUUGCCAGUCUCCUAGAUAUACAAUACUUUAACUGGAAAUGCAUCACUGGUCUGAUGUCAGAGGUUGCGGUCAGCCACAGAUGUGUGCAAUAUGUCUGGAAUAGCACGUGGCUGCAAUAACUAUUGCCUCAGUGGUGGGCAGUAAAAGGUGGAACGACUUUACAGAAGUCAGAGACUAUCAACCAGAUCAACUUGUAAGCAAUUCUGACCCAGUGGUCACUUGUUAAAGUCUUGCAUGUGAAGUGCUAUGUAUUAAAGCUAUAUGUUAAUUUAAUAAAUGCCAUUUUUACCGA